GCGGUCAGUUAAGGUCGAAAGCUCGUCAGUAGCGGGUGCGGUUGGCAGAAUCAAACAUCACGAUUGAUUGUAUACGUCAUCAGAGUUGUGACGAGGACCGCUUUUCUUUUGUCUUUUUAAGCCUGGAUCGGCUCAUGCAAUUGCAACCGAAACCAUGACGAAGAGAUUGGGACCGUUGUUGCUGACGCUAAGUUUUCAGAUUUCAACGGCCAUCGUCUGGAACAGUAAUUACAACGGCCCUCCCAUCCAACAGCCCGGCAAUAGGUUUACGAAUUGUGGAUCGAGUGUGCUACUGAACCCUUUGCUACAGUCAGCUGUGUUUCUCGCGCCUCCAACGUAUCCGAACCCUUAUGAAGCCUUCACUUUCUGCUCAUGGAUGAUCUACAGCACGACCGCGAACAGCCUGACCCUCAGCUGCCAGGUGUUUGACCUGCCGGCGAGCGAGCAGUGCAGCACGGGCGCGUACCUGUCCGUUGACGAUGGUCUUCAAAAUACGCGGAGGUACUGCGGAGGUAGCGCUGCCCCCCAGCAGGUGACCUCGUCGACCUCCUUCCUCAGCGUGUUCUUCUGGAGCGGCCCGGGCGGCGGGGGAACCUCCACGGGCUUCUACUGCACCGUCUCGCUUCUCUCGUCGAGUUUUACGACCUUGCCGCCAGGAUUUACUACGCCGCCUAAUACUAGUUGUCGUUGCGGACGCCGGGGCUCGGGGGCUCGCGUGGUCGGGGGCGAAGACGCUUCCUUGCACGAGUUCCCUUGGCAGGCCCUCGUGCUCUUGCCCAACGACAGCAGCUUCUGCGGCGGCACCCUCAUCAACGAGCGCUUUGUCCUCACCGCCGCUCACUGCCUCCUCCCGCCGGAGCUACCAACAGGGUCGUUGCCGGAGGUGGUCCUGGGCGAGCACGACCGCAGCACGUCCGCCGAGACGACCGUGACUCGGACGGUGAAGGUGAGACGCCUGUGGCCGCACGAGAACUACGACGAAGGGAAGUCCCGCGACAACGACAUCGCCCUUAUCGAACUGGCGGAGGACGUCGACUUCGACAGGGUGGAAAUAGCGCCAGCGUGUCCACCCGACGCCGGCAACAGCUACGAGAAUGCGGAUGCUGUAGUCACGGGCUGGGGGUUGGACGAAAACGGCCAACUCCCCAACAUACUCCAGAAGGCCGACGUAAGGACAAUCCCCACCGCCACAUGCAGGGCCCAGUACCCCAGCAGCGCCAUCACCGCCAACAUGAUCUGUGCGGGAGCGGCUGGACGGGACGCCUGCUUGAGUGACAGCGGCGGCCCUCUGGUGACCUACAUCGGAACUUCGUGGCAGUUGAUUGGCCUGUCGUCCUUCGGCCCCGUGCCUUGUGGAGACCCAGACCGCUUUGGAGUCUAUACCAGAGUUGGGAAUUACAUUCCCUGGAUAAUCAACAAAAUAGGCAACGCUCGCACAUGUCUGCCGUGAACCACCAUAUCAGCUGAUUUUGUUCGUCGAAUAAAGGUCGUCGAGAGGCAGUUAAUUGCUGAAAUGGUUCUAUGAUUAUUUAUGUUUAUAAAAAAGCAAAAUGUAUCUUUGACUGGUAAUUUUCCGCACAUUUUUGGUCUUCAAUUGAUUCCUCUCACUCUCUAAUAUCCAAUUAUGUAAAAGUUAUAGUGCGUUGUCUCUCCUGCCGUUAAUACGUGGAGGAUUCUGUUAACCUGGGUGGGGGUUGGGGGACGGCAACCCCCUUAGGUGGUUUGCAGAGGGCCAUAACCCCCUAUAUAUAUUCAUAUUUUACCCCGCAAUUUCCCUGGUAUCUUCCAUGCCCUCCCCUACUUUCUAAGUCAAGGUUAUUGCUAAUGGAGGGGGCGGAGGGGGGGGGGUCGAGCAAUAAUUUACAAAUAUUUGGAUUGUAGAGAAUGGGAGGAAUCCAUUGAUACCAAGAUUGUCGCGAUCCGUUAUGCGGAACUAUUGUGUAAAAUUACUUUUUGAUCAUAUUAGGGUGAUAAAGGGAGUCGGGAAAUCUGAAAAAAAAAACUGUUUUACAUUAACUGCCUCGUGGCAUCAAACCUGUGAAAUCACUUGUUAUCUCUGUCAUACUAUUUCAUCUAAAAUACUUUAUAUAUGUUCCCUACGAUUGUUGCAAUAACCAUGUACAAGAUUGAAUAAAGCGUGCCUUAUAAA
Penaeus vannamei (Pacific white shrimp) is the source of this 2149-nucleotide messenger RNA. Its product is annotated as trypsin-1. The record is from RefSeq and is a predicted model, not a curated record. Lineage: Eukaryota; Metazoa; Arthropoda; Malacostraca; Decapoda; Penaeidae. Gene Ontology annotation, biological process: proteolysis. Gene Ontology annotation, molecular function: serine-type endopeptidase activity.